Messenger RNA from Episyrphus balteatus (marmalade hoverfly), 952 nucleotides. RefSeq lists its product as uncharacterized. The coding region runs from base 97 to 897 and encodes 266 amino acids. Lineage: Eukaryota; Metazoa; Arthropoda; Insecta; Diptera; Syrphidae. The record is from RefSeq and is a predicted model, not a curated record. The transcript has a single exon.
UAAGUCAUUAAUUCAAAUUUUCUAAAACCAAAAAUAUCACAAAAUUUUAAGUUAAGAAAAAGCAAAAUAAAAAAACUAUAUACAUUUGUUUAGUUUAUGGAAAGGAACCUUUCUGAAGAAAGCAGUCCAGUCCACCUUCGUCUAAUACCUUUAACCAGUGAAAUCAAACUCGCUAUGAUGGAGUUUAGUAGCUCGAAUAUGGACAGCGUAGACAAAAAUUCAAAAUCCUUAAACGAUAUGGUGAGAGAGGAAGUUGAACAAAGUUUACAAAAUCUAGAAUCUAGCAUUGAAAACUGUGUGAAAAAGGAAGAACUAUCAGAGAUAAUCAAUCGAUGCAUUCAAGACAAUCUUGCACUUUGUCCUAGUGCACAAUUUAAUAAUGAGACUACCACACCAUCUCCUAAUCAAGUUACAAUAGAAUUUGAAGAGAACAAAUCAAGUGGCGAAGAUUUGGUGCUGAAAGAAAACUUUCAACUAUUGGAAAAACGAAUCAAUUUUCUGGAGUCCCGACUGACUGCACUCUUUCAAUUGAUUCCAAGAUUAAAAAAGGUUUCAACAAAUUUUAAAAUUGAUCGAGAAACACUUCAGAGAAGUAUUGAAAAAUGUCAAUUAUCAUCCGAUGAAACUAGCGGAGAUAAUUGUGAAAACACUUUAAAAAGUAGCACGAAAAAUACAAAAAACGUGGAUGUAAAUCCAUAUGACGAAAUGUAUUAUGAAUGGCGUCAAAAUAAAAUGAACUUGCUACACUACAAGCAUUCUGAAUAUAGCUUGCAACUGAAUUCGAAACUGGAAAUGGAAUCUUCUCACGGGAUUAUACCAAACAAUUCAUUACCAUCGGCAUUUAGUAAGCCGCAUGUCAAGGCAAAGUUUAUAGAUUCACAGCAUCUUUUGAUUUGAAAAACAAUAAACGUUUUGUAAAUAAUGAAUAAAUGCAAUAAAGAAUAGAAUUAAA